AUGGGGAAUAUCUUCCCAUUCAUCAUUACAUUUUUUCUGUUUUUAAGUUCAUGUUACAAUUGCAGCCUUCAUGAUGAUAAUUUACCAAGUAAUAAUUAUAUUCAAGAAGAAUCUGCUUAUGAUUUUGAAGCUUAUCCUUCAUAUAUUAGCACCAUUGAAGGCCUCAUAUUCAACAACAUGACCAAGAUCGAAACCAGAGUUUCUGAUUAUCCAACUAAGUUUCGACGGCUUGCAGCUUUUGUUAAGACAAUCAAUGUACAGAACUUCGGAGCUAUAGGCGAUGGAAGUACCGAUGAUACUAAGGCAUUUCAAGAUGCACGGAGUGAAGCCUGUUCUUCCACAGAAGCUGUUACUCUUAUUGUACCCAUGGGAAAGAAUUAUCUUCUGAAACCUGUUAGAUUCUCGGGCCCUUGUAAAUCGGACAUAAGAUUCCAGAUUGCAGGAACCCUAGUAGCAUCUGAUAAUCCUUCAGACUACUGUAAGGAUGGAAGGCACUGGCUUAUUUUUGACAGUGUCCAAGAUUUAAUGCUUGAAGGUGGUAAAAUUAUUAAUGGCAAUGGGAAUGUAUGGUGGAAAAACUCCUGCAAAAUAGAUAAAUCUAAACCAUGCAAGGAUGCACCCACGGCCUUAACCUUGUACAAGUGCAAAAAUUUGGUAGUGAAGGACCUAAAGAUUCAACAUGCACAACAAAUUCAUGUGUCCUUCCAAAAGUGCACAAAUGUUCAAGCUUCAAGUCUCUCGAUAUCCGCUCCUGAGGAAAGCCCCAACACAGAUGGCAUUCAUGUCACGAACACUCAAAACAUCCAAAUUUCGAAUUGUACAAUAGGGACAGGUGACGAUUGCAUUUCAAUUGUUAGUGGAUCGCAAAAUGUCCAGGCAACGGAUAUCACUUGUGGACCGGGUCAUGGCAUCAGUAUUGGAAGCUUGGGAUCUAGCAAUUCAGAAGCUUAUGUCUCAGAUGUUAUCGUGAAUGGAGCUAAGCUUUCUGGAACGACAAACGGAGUCCGAAUUAAGACAUGGCAGGGUGGAUCUGGAAGUGCAAGCAACAUCAAAUUUCAAAAUGUGGAGAUGCAAAAUGUGAAGAAUCCCAUAGUUAUAGACCAAAACCAUUGUGAUCAAGCUAAAGCAUGUAAAGAGCAGAGUUCGACGGUACAAGUGAAAAAUGUGGUGUAUCAGAAUAUACACGAAACAAGUGCUUCAAAUGUAGCUAUCAAUUUGGAUUGCAGUAAGAGCUAUCCAUGUCAAGGAAUCGUUUUGCAAAAUGUUAACAUAGUACGUGAAGGAAAUGGAUCGGUUAAAGCUGUGUGCAAUAACAUUGUAAAUUUGGAGAAUUUGGGAAUCGUUUCACCACUUUGUCUUCAAUCACGUUCACGUUUUGAAUUCGUUAAUUCAGAAUGAAUCAAAUCUUUGUAAGUAGGAUAUUAAUUUCAUAGGAAUAAAUACUAUGAAUCGUCGAAAAGCAGGUAUCAUGCAAAGAAAGUCUAGCCAGCAGCAUGUAUAGUGGUCGUAUUGUCUUACAUAGAUUGUCUCGAGGUCUAGGAUUUAGUCAUGUACAUCUAUUUACACAAAAAUAUAUGAUUAAUUCCUUAUACACCAGAAGAUAAUAAGGUUAAUUGUCACCUCGAGGAUUAUUAUAUCCUUAUUGUAUCGGUUAUAUUUAAUAAAUUUGGGUUGUUUCUUUUAAAAUUAAAAGUCCCUUUGUUUUUCUGUUCUAUUAUAUAUCA
Messenger RNA from Olea europaea var. sylvestris, 1724 nucleotides. RefSeq names its product polygalacturonase-like. Bases 1 to 1398 code for a protein of 465 amino acids. Gene Ontology annotation, biological process: fruit dehiscence; pectin catabolic process; anther dehiscence. Lineage: Eukaryota; Viridiplantae; Streptophyta; Magnoliopsida; Lamiales; Oleaceae. Gene Ontology annotation, molecular function: polygalacturonase activity. The record is from RefSeq and is a predicted model, not a curated record. The transcript has 9 exons.